Pestalotiopsis fici W106-1 is the source of this 993-nucleotide messenger RNA. RefSeq lists its product as uncharacterized. Gene Ontology annotation, biological process: base-excision repair, AP site formation. Gene Ontology annotation, molecular function: mismatch base pair DNA N-glycosylase activity. Lineage: Eukaryota; Fungi; Ascomycota; Sordariomycetes; Amphisphaeriales; Sporocadaceae. The transcript has a single exon. The coding region runs from base 1 to 993 and encodes 330 amino acids. The record is from RefSeq and is a predicted model, not a curated record.
AUGGCAAAGGCGAAACUUGGGGAGCCAACUCCAGCGCUCGAAAGCACUCCCAGUUUCGAAGGUCGGCUCAGGCUCAAUCAGUUCAUGUACACCAGCUCUGAUAAUGAGGCCACCUCCUUGCGGCGUAGUUCACGCUUGGUGACACCUAUCUCGAGCACCAUAUCCCAAGCGCGGUCUCCCAGAGCGUCGUCCAAGACGUCGUCACCUGCCCCGCGGCCAAUCAAGCGCAAGCACGGAGGCCCAGGCGAGGGGGCCGGCGAAAGCAGCAACCCAGACACAUCAUCCCAAACCUCGACACCAUCGCCGAAGAAAAAGCGUAGCAAUCGGCCAAAGAGCUCGUACGCGCCCCCCUCGACGUAUGCGCACCUGCCAUUGCUACCCGACGUCCUGGGACCGGACCUACUCAUCCUGUUCGUGGGUCUGAACCCAGGAAUCCAAACCGCAAGGUCGGGGCACGCGUACGCUCACCCAUCGAACCUUUUCUGGAAGUUGCUGUUUUCUUCGGGCAUCACGCCGGUGCCGUGCCGGGCUGAGGAGGAUGGCACGCUGCCCGAACGCUUUGCCCUCGGCAACACCAACAUUGUGGCACGUCCCUCACGCAACGGUGCCGAGCUCAGCCGAGCCGAGAUGGAUGAGGGAGUCGCUGUCCUGGAGGACAAGAUUCGAAAGUGGAGACCUGAAGUGGUUUGCAUUGUAGGGAAAAGUAUAUGGGAGAGCAUUUGGAGGGUUCGAAAAGGCAGAGCCAUCACCAAAGCCGAGUUCCGGUACGGGUGGCAGGACGAGACGGAGGAUAUGGGUAUUCCGGGGCAGAGCAAUGGGAAAGAUGUCGAGACAAGCGACUUGAAAGGGGCAAGAGUCUUUGUGGCGACAAGUACAAGUGGCCUAGCAGCGUCCUUGAGGCCGGAAGAGAAGGAAAGGAUAUGGAAAGAACUCGGUGACUGGUGCAAAGCACGGCGAAGAGAAAGGCAAGCCGAAGAUCUGACGAAUGAAUAA